Messenger RNA from Spodoptera littoralis (African cotton leafworm), 3051 nucleotides. The record is from the annotation of a GenBank genome assembly. Lineage: Eukaryota; Metazoa; Arthropoda; Insecta; Lepidoptera; Noctuidae.
CGAACUGCUUCUAAAAGUUUAUGUCGAAACGUAUAGAAGUCUCGUGUAGAUAAUUAUAUUCUAAUAAAUAAAGUGUAUUGAACAAAUAUUCCAUAAUAAAUAUGACAAGUUUGUGAAACCUUCAGAAUAAAGAAACUGAACAAAAUAAAACCAUAACUUGUAUGAGAAAUGAUCAAGAAAAGUUUUGUGUCUGUGAAAAUACUUGUUGAACAAGUUUUUAAUUAACUUUUCAGACAAACUCUUUUUUGUUGAGAAUGAACAGAGAAGAUAAUGUUAACUGGUUUCAUGGGAAAAUAUCGCGGGACACGGCUGAGAAGCUCUUAAAAGAAGAAGGAGAGGAUGGUGUGUUUUUAGUGCGUGAAAGUAACACUUCCCCUGGAGAUUAUGUCCUCUCAGUUUUACAUCAGGGGGAAGUUGUGCAUUAUCAAAUCCGGAGACAUGGCGAAGACGCCUUCUUUUCGAUUGAAGAGCACACAACAGUUCAUGGACUGGACACACUCAUACAACAUUACCGGGAGACUCCAACGGACUGGUUACCAGACUAUCUGUGGUCUGCAAGGGACAGCCACCACCUCAUGAGUCUCGCACACAAGGAACUACCAAUCUAUUACACAGUUCAAGUGUGGAUUAGAGCCACAGAGGCCGGUGAUUUCAACGUAGUAUCUCAAUUACUAGCGUGUGGUUACCGCAACCGCGACGCUAAGAACCAGGAUGGCCAGACAGCGGUUCACAUCGCCGCUAGGUCUGGCAGAGACAGUAUACUUGCCAAGCUGAUAGAAAGUGGGGCCACUGUUAAUGUUAGAGACUCAUUUGGAUACACGCCUUUACAUUAUACAUGCCAGAACAACUUGCCAAGUACGACAGAGCUGUUGAUAACUAAAGGCAAUGCUAACUACCAGAUGAGACACGCGCCCACCGGAAAAGUGCCUCUACACGACGCUGCGCAGAGAGGACACAUUGAAUGCAUCAAGGUUCUACUGAAACUCAAAGCCCCAGCGCACGCCCGAACUUUGGCGCACGACACACCAGCUGACCUGGCCAAACAUUAUGGACAUACAGAAUGCUAUCAAUUACUGAAAAAUCACCAACCAGAUGUUCCAAAAACAUCGAAAAAGUUAUGGUACCACGGCACCCUGAACAGGGAGGAAGCUGUGAAGACAUUGGAGGAAUACUGCAAACAUCACAAGGUUGAGGGCAAGGCUUCCGAUGGUGUCUUCCUCGUACGUUACAGCGAGAGACAUACCGGAGCUUACGUGCUGACGAUGCUUAGUGAAAAUACACCUUAUAAUUUUAUUAUUAGGAAAGAGGCAAGCUGGUUGUUUAUUGACGACGGUCCUUAUCUAGAAUCUCUAGAGCGACUGAUCGAGCACUACAGUACUGUGCCCGAUGGUCUGCCUACCCGCCUUACCACCGCAGUGCCGCCCAAACCCAAACCACCUCUACCUGAAUUCUCCACAAUGCCACGAACGAAGAAGUUAGCGUCGAGCCGGGCCGCCAUGUCCAACCAGUCGCUGUCUCUAGUGAAGCACGACAUACUGAGCGACAAGCAGAUGUCGGCCCAGACGUCCCCGCCCACCUCCAUACAGUCCAACAACAACAUGUUCGAACUACUCACAAGGAACUUGUCAUUUUCGUCUGACUUUAACAAUGAUAGUAUUAAUAACAACGAUGAUUCGUUAGAUGACAAUGACACAAUUUAUCCCAAUGAGCGAGCUAACACUGGGCGCGGUGCUGGGCGAGGGAGAGUUUGGUUCAGUACUGCGUGCGACGUACAGUCCGGGCGACCAGCCGCCGCAGCCCGUCGCAGUGAAGACGUUACACAUGCAACACACAGACACCAACAAGAAGGAGUUCCUCUCUGAAGCCAAGGUCAUGAUGUCCGUACGACACCGCUGCAUUGUCAGACUCAUUGGAGUCUCCUUGGGCCCACCAUUAGCAAUGAUACAAGAGUUGGUGCCUUUGGGCUCUCUACUAGAAUACCUUGUGCGACACCCAGACAAAGCGUCGCCGGGAUAUGAACUGCGACUAUGGGCGUGCCAAGUGGCGGCCGGUAUGCGGUACUUAGAGAGACGUCGUUUUGUACACCGCGACUUAGCUGCGAGGAACAUUCUGCUGGCCAGCAGACAUCAAGCAAAAAUAAGCGACUUUGGUCUAUCGAGAGCUCUUUCGACGGACAGUUCGUACUACAAAGCGAGUCGCGGUGGUAAAUGGCCCAUUAAAUGGUAUGCGCCGGAGUCGUACAACUACGGCACGUUCAGCCACGCCAGCGAUGUAUGGAGCUACGGUAUCACGCUCUGGGAGAUGUUCUCCUACGGGAAGCAACCUUAUGGAGACAUGAGAGGCAUUGAGGCUAUACAAAUAGUGGAAAGCGGGAAACGUUUGGAAAGACCAAAGGAUUGUCCUGAUGAAAUAUACCAAGUGAUGCUCGACUGCUGGGCGUAUAACCCAGACGUGAGGCCCAGUUUCAGUCAACUAGUCGACGUGUUCUCACAGCACCCUGACUACGUCAACAUCAGCCAACUAGCGCUGGAGAACGAAGAUGCUAAUGUUUAAGAAGCACUCUAAUGAAAUGUAGGUAUUUAAUUUAUGUUAAUUUUAGUGUACAGACAGACAUGUUAAGCUACUUCAAGCUGCCAAUUUUACGACCCGAUUUUUCUAGGGCACCCUACCAAUAAACUAUUAUCUUACUUUUGUUCUUUCGCCUAAACCAGUAUUUGCAUAUUACGGCACCUUUUAUGCUACUGUUUCAUUUAUUGGUUAACCAUGAAUAUAGCGUAUCUUUUUUCCACUUCCUCGUCAAUUUUACCGUUGUUGUUAAUAAUCAUCGACGUUAUUGCAAAAAAUUAAAGUUGAAAAUCUCCUAGACAGUAUGGAGUAGCUUGAUAAGUAGGCGUCUGUAUUCUGUACGUAGGUUCACUAGUGUUUAUGUUUAGGGCUAAGAACUAUGUUUCAGACGAAAAUCUUGGCGGAAAACCUGGAGUUUCUUAUUUGUUUUGUCAAUUUUUUAUUUAAGUAUACUUAGGACCGUCACAGUGUUUUAACAGUUGUUUU